Molecule: messenger RNA, 1335 nt
Organism: Parasteatoda tepidariorum (common house spider)
Lineage: Eukaryota; Metazoa; Arthropoda; Arachnida; Araneae; Theridiidae
Source: RefSeq, a predicted model, not a curated record
AUGAGAGCUAAAUCUGGGGAUGAAACUUUGAAAAAGCAUAUUAACCAAUGUGGUGGUAAUGCAAUGUACAUCAGUCCAUCCAUUCAAAAUGAAUUAAUAGAGAUUUGUGGUAGCAUUAUCCAAGAGACAAUUGUUGAUAGAAUCAAUAAAGCAAGCUCUUUUGCUAUUCUUGCAGACGAAACUAUGGACAUAACUCAAACUGAGCAGUUGACACUUUGUGCAAGACAAGGCUACGAUGGAGCAUCUGCAAUGCGAGGGAACUUUAACGGUGCUCAAGCAGCCAUCAAAGAGUUACACCCAACAGCUAUUUAUGUACAUUGCUCCUCACACUCUUUGAAUUUAGCAAUUAGUCACUCUUGUAGUAUUCAAGCUUUUAGAAACUGUGUUGGCAUAGUUAAAACAAUAACAAAAUUCAUCAAAUCGUCUGCCAAAAGAACGAAAAUUUUAGAAGACAUCAUGAAAACGAAUUUGUCGAAUGAAAAAUUCAAAAAAAUAAUAUCUUUUUGCGAAACAAGAUGGAUAGAAAACCAUGAUGCAAUCAUUAGAUUCAAAGAACUUUAUCCAGAAAUAAUUCAACUUCUCGAAGAAGUAAAGGCUUCUGGAAACUGCGAUGCUUCCUCUAAAGCGGACAAUCUUAUUUCUACUAUCACUAAAAGUGAGUUUUACAUUAAUUUACUUGCUUGUAGAGAUAUUUUUUCUGUGACUCUCCCACUGAGCAAAGCACUCCAACAAAUUCAUCUAGAUUUGAAUGGAGCUUUGAUACAUGUAAAAUCAAUAAACAACACAGUUCUAAACAAAAGAAAAAAUGCCGAGUAUGAAUUUCAAAAGCUAUAUUUGGAACUCCUUAAUACUUUCACAAGUUUGGAUCUAGAUGUAAAACUUCCUAGAUUGGCAUCCUAUCAAAAUCACCCUGGCAAUAUAAAAAAUCAGAACACAGACCCAGAGCAAUACUUCCGUCAAAGUAUAUACAUUCCUUUUUUAGAUUGUUUCGCUGCCCAACUGAUUGAAAGAUUUUCGAAGCACGAAGAUACUCUUGCAUCUCUCAAUAAAGUGUUACCUAAGUAUUGUGUGAACGUUGAUAUUAAUUUAUGCAAUUUCCGAAUCUACGCUGAUUUCAUUGACAUCGAAAACCUCAUGGGAGAAAUGGAAGUAUGGGCAUCAAAGUGGAACCUGCGCGAACCCCUUAGUAGACCAGAUACGGCACUUUCAGCAAUGGAAGAAUGUGGCAAUAUCUUUUUCCCAAACAUUUAUUGCUUGUUAUCAAUUUUGGCUACGUUGCCAAUCACCACAGCAACUGCAGAAAGAACUUUUUCUACUCUUGAACGCAAAAGUUAA